Molecule: messenger RNA, 2802 nt
Organism: Centropristis striata (black sea bass)
Lineage: Eukaryota; Metazoa; Chordata; Actinopteri; Perciformes; Serranidae
Gene: plvapa
Product: plasmalemma vesicle associated protein a
Exons: 6
Coding region: 320-2347 (675 amino acids)
Biological process (GO): regulation of vascular permeability; positive regulation of cellular extravasation
Cellular component (GO): caveola
Source: RefSeq, a predicted model, not a curated record
UUUACACUUCACUCACAAUCUGAUCAAUUCUCAUGCUAUCAACACUGCUGAGAGGAAACGUCUGGUCCGCGUCUGAUUUGCAUUUGGCUUUUGUUGGAGGAAAGGGCACAAGCUUUGCACGACAUGGACUGUGUAAUCAGCCGGCAGGUCUACAAUAAUUAAGCAUUGUGUGUUAUUGGUUCAUUUGGCUGGCACAGGGCUGAGGACAAGUGUAUGUUCUCUGAUUUAGAGAUGAACGUUGUUUGAACUUGGCUGACCACUUGCAGUAAUCGUCGACCGUUACCACUUCUCUCUUACUCUCCUGUUACCAUCAGCAGCCAUGUAUACCCAAGUGUCCAAGUCCAGCCCGCAUGCCCAUAAGAAGAUGCAGUACCGCUCCAAGGGCAAGAGCUGCGGCUACUACAUGCGCAUCGUCUUCUUCUUCUCGUCGCUCAUUCAGUCUCUUAUCAUAGUGAGCCUCGUGCUCUUUCUGGUCUACGGUAAGACGCAGGACUCCGCGUCCACGUCUCGCAUCCAGGACCUGGAGGAGACCUUCAGCAGACUCUCCAUCGAGAACGUGGCUCUACGACACCAGAGGAAGAACCUGACCAACCUACUCAACACCACCCUGACGGAGAAGGCCCGCAAUGACUGGGACCUGGAAAGGUUCCGCUACGUCAUCAACAUCUCAUCCAUCCUCAUACAAGACAUCGACAAGAAGCUGAGUCAGUGCAACACCGAGUUGUUUAUGUGCAAGAGCAAAAACUUGUUCAACACCGGUUGUGAAAGAUCAACCACAUUCACUAAUCCAAGCAACUGUAACUGUGGGCUGUUGGCUGACCAGCUGAAAGCCAGACUCGAGUUGGUGGACUCCAACUUCACACAAACGACCCAGAGGAUGAGGAUGGAAACGGACCAGAUUGCCAAAGAGAGGGACAACCUUAACUUGGAAGUCAUCCGUCUGCGCAGGGACAAAACCUCUCAUGAAAAGGAAGUGGAGUUCUUCAGAAAAAGAUGUAAAGAGGAAUUCGCCCAGUCCUUGAGCGGCAUCUCCAAUGUUUCCAAGGCUUUCAUCGAGAAGAUCAAUACCCUCUUCCCUAUGCACAUCCCCUUCCAGCUCACCUGUACCAAACAGAGGGAGAACCUGGAGCAGAUCCGCACCAACUGCACCAGCCUGUCCAUGGAGGUUGAAGACAAGCUUCAGCAUUACCUGAAUAUAGUGGGAGGCCAGGUGUCUAACAUCCAGCAUGAGAACAGCCGCUUGAAGGCAGAGAACUUGCUGCUGAAUGACGACUACCGACGGUGCAGCACGAACCGCACGGCCACGAUCAAGCAGAACAAACAGAACCUAGACAAGCUUCAGCAGAAACACGAUGAGGACCAGGAGAGACUCCUUAUGGACAAGAUGAGGCUAAAUGGAGAAAUAGAAGUCCUUAAGAACAAUGUCAAGUAUAGAACUAAAAUGGUUGAUCACCUGACAGAGCAAAUCAAGCAGCUCAACAUGUCCUGCAUGCUAAAGCCAGGUUUUGGUGGACUUCCUGGAGGAUUCCCCCCUCAGACACCACAUACACAGUGGGGCUUAAACACUGGUGGUGGAACCAACCCAUUUGGGGGUCAGCCUGGUGGGCCAGUGUCAGGUGGUUUGGGGUCGAACCUUGGCUCAUUAGGGUCAGCAGCCCAUAAACCAGCGACCGGGACGGGCUCUUUGUCAUCAGGGUACAAUAAGCCAGGGUCGACUGGGUUAGGUUCUUCAGGCUCGUCCCCCUACCCUUCCGGGUCAGGCAGUUCAGCAUUCAAUAAGCCAACAACUGGGUUGGGCUCAUCCCUCUUGCCGUCAGGGUCAAGCAACUCAGCUGUGUCAUCAUACAAUAAGCCAUCGACCGGGUCGGGCUCUUCCCUCUUGUCGUCUACUGGGUUAGGUAGCUCCACCGGGUUAGGAUCCAACAAGCCAAGCUUUGCAAAUCCAAGUCUUAGCUCAGGUUCAAAUAAACCAGCCUUUGGGACAUCCUUGGGGUCAAGUGGGUUAGGCUUAAAUAAGCCAACAACCAAUGUGAAACCCUCCACAGGCCUCGGGUCAUCCUCUAGUUCCUCUGGGUCAGUAAGUAAAAGUAAUUCAGGCAGCUCCGGAUUAUCUUGGUGGGGGAUGGGGGCCAGUAGCUCAACCCAAAAUAAGCCAGGAAGCUCAACAGGGAAAGGACCAUCAACUGGGAGCAGCUCUGGAGGAACUGGAUCGUUAUUUGGUGCGGGAAGAUCGAGUGGACUGGGAGGUGGCUCAGUCAACGUUGCUCAACACCUCAGAGAUCUGCAGCGCAUCAUCAACCCCUCCGCCCCAGAGGAGAAACAAGAUCUCUCCAGAGUGUUGGGUUAGUCCAUCAAAAACUAGACUAAAAUAAAUUUAUCAUCCACUGCAUCUACUAAACAAAGCUUAAAGCAAGCUUCUCAUACUGAUUCACAGCUUUGAAAAACAGCUCUCUUAAUGUAACACAAUAGGAGGUGCACAGUUAUGAACACCAUGUAACACAAAUGUGAUGUUGUAUACGAUUUGUAUAUGAUGAAUAUGAAGUACUAGAUUUCAGACCCCAGGAAGACUGGCUGGUGCCACUGGCAUUAGCUUAUGGGGAUCCUUUUAAAUAAAUGUUCCAUAUAAUAUACUUUUGUGACAGUGUAUACUUUAAUAUGAAUUUUAAAAAGUAUGAAUAACUUUUGCACUUUUAAAUGUAAAAUGUGAAGUUUGUGUGUUAUUGAUUUGUAUCUACACAGUAUGAAUAGGCACAUAUUGUAUUUGUAGACUGUAAAUACAAAAAUAAAAUUUGUUUAAACAUA